Molecule: messenger RNA, 1240 nt
Organism: Dryobates pubescens (Downy woodpecker)
Lineage: Eukaryota; Metazoa; Chordata; Aves; Piciformes; Picidae
Gene: PAK1IP1
Product: PAK1 interacting protein 1
Exons: 10
Coding region: 137-1240 (367 amino acids)
Molecular function (GO): protein binding
Source: RefSeq, a predicted model, not a curated record
AGAGAGAACACCAUCGGCCGCCAACCGCGGUCGCAGCCCAGCUCGGCGUGCUUCGGCGCAGCCGCAGGCAGUGCAGAGGACGGACGGUGGCCGAGGACGGCAGGGCCUCAAGCUGGCGCCGAGCGUAGCGAGGGGGAUGGAGCUGGUGGCGGGCUGCUACGAGCAGGUUCUUUUCGGAUUCACGACGCGACCCACCGAGCCCUGGACAGUUGUGCCUGAUUUCACACAUCACGCCCAUUCCGCCUCGUUGUCAGCAGUAGCAGUGAAUAACAGAUAUGUGGUCACGGGGAGCAGAGAUGAGACAAUCCAAAUCUAUGACAUGAAAAAGAAGGUAGAACAUGGGGCAUUGCUGCAGCACAAUGGCACAAUAACUUGUUUGGAGUUCUAUGGUACUGCACAUCUACUGAGUGGGGCUGAAGAUGGACUGAUUUGUAUCUGGAAUACAAAGAGAUGGGAGUGCCUGAAAUCCAUUAAGGCACAUAAGGGGCAUGUGACAUCUCUUUCUAUUCAUCCUUCUGGUAAAUUAGCUUUGUCAGUAGGAACAGAUAAAACACUAAGAACUUGGAAUCUUGUAGAAGGACGGUCAGCCUUUAUCAAAAAUCUGAAGCAAAAUGCCCACAUAAUUAAAUGGUCCCCUGAUGGAGAGAGGUAUGUGACUGUAAUAACAAAUAAAGUGGAUAUCUACAAACUUGACACAGCUUCAAUCACUGGCACUAUCACAACAGAGAAGAGGAUUUCUUCACUUAGAUUUAUUACAGAUUCUAUCAUUGCCAUAGCUGGAGACGAUGAAAUUGUAAGGUUCUACAGCUGUGACUCUCAAAAAUGCCUGUGUGAAUUCAAAGCUCAUGAAAACAGAGUAAAAGACAUCUAUAGUUUUGAAAGAGAAGGAAAACACAUUAUUGUUACUGCAUCCAGUGAUGGUUACAUUAAAAUGUGGAAUCUGGAUCUCAAUAAGAUUGAAGAUGAGCCAUCUUUAUUGUGUGAAGUCAAUACCAAAGCGAGGCUGACAUGUCUUGCAGUAUGGCUUGACCCAGCUUCAGAAGUGAAAGAAAAUUCCAAUAGAGAUGUGACAUCAUCAUCUCAAGCAAAUGAAGAUGAAAUAUCAUUAAUAGUUGGGAAAAACAAAGUUUCUUGGGCUGAUAAAAGUGAUAAAACAGCAAAAAGAAAAAUAACUUCAGAGAAACCAAAAUCGGAAGUUCCACUGCAAAAGAAGAAAAAGAAACGGAAUAGCUCACCAUGA